Messenger RNA from Nomascus leucogenys (northern white-cheeked gibbon), 1655 nucleotides. RefSeq names its product chromosome 10 C19orf48 homolog (gene C10H19orf48). Lineage: Eukaryota; Metazoa; Chordata; Mammalia; Primates; Hylobatidae. The coding region runs from base 856 to 1254 and encodes 132 amino acids. The record is from RefSeq and is a predicted model, not a curated record. The transcript has 4 exons.
AGAAUUGCCGGACGCAGGUGACAAGACAAUCGUUUCCAUCAUAUCCUGGCCCCUUUUCAUCCGUCCCAGAGACAGCGCCUCCUCGCUUGUUCAGGAAGAUUCUAGCGGAAGCAGGCGGUAUUCCUUUCCUUAAGCAUGCAAUUGGGUUUCCCAAACAGGCGUGUGUAUUGGACGCCUCGGGCGGAGCGCGGGCUGGCGCCGAGGACCGGCCUUGCGAGCGGCGCGCGCUAUAAAGGGGGCGCUUGCUGCAACCCGCUCCCGCUUUGGAGAGAGAAAUGCUGGGGAGCAGCGUCCAGCUUAGGACCACCCACCAUGCCCAUCCAGGUGCUGAAGGGCCUGACCAUCACUCAGUAAGAACAGAGGAGGCUGCCUGUUACUCGUGGCGAUGCAUCCCUCCAGACGCUCUGCUGUUUCCUGCCUAGGUGUGGCUGCAGCCAUGGCUAGGAAAGUGCUGGCACCCACCCACCUGGGCCGGAGCUGGUUCUGCUCCUGCUACAGGGACACUGAGCUCCUGGCUAUCUCGGCGCUUCGGGCAAGAACCGCAACAGGCUCUCCUGGGUCCUGCAGGUGUACAGCCAGGCCCCUGCCUCGUGCCUCAGCUCUCGAGAGCUGCUGCUGUGGGGUGACCUGAUCCAACCUGACAAGGUGUCAUCUUCAGCUACCACUGCAAGGCCCUGAGGGCAACAGCAGCACGGCACUGCCCACCCGGCUGCUGAUGGCCUGGUGCCAGCUGGGAGUCCUCCCGGCACUUCGAGGCCACUGAGCUGCCCUUCCAGCCCCGGCCCACCAUGGACAGGGUAUCCAGCUUCCUCCUCAACCUUGUCCUCUGCCCCUGAGCCAGUGACGCCCAAGGACAUGCCUGUUACCCAGGUCCUGUACCAGCGCCAGCUGGUCAAGGGCAUGACAGUGCUGGAGGCUGUCCUGGAGAUCCAGGCCAUCACUGACAGCAGGCUGCUCUCCAUGGUGCCAGGGCCCGCCAGGCCACCAGGCUCAUGCCGGGACCCAACCCAGUGCACAAGGACUUGGCUGCUGAGCCACACAGCCAGGAGAAGGUGGAUAAGUGGGCUACCAAGGGCUUCCUGCAGGCUAGGGGAGGAGCCACCCCCGCUUCCCUAUUGUGACCAGGCCUGUGGGGAAGAGCUGUCCAUAUGCCACCGUGAGACCUGGGCCUGGCUCUCAAGGACAGACGCCACCUGGCCUGGUGCUCCAGGGGUGAAGCAGGCCAGAAUCCUGGGGGAGCUGCUCCUGGUUUGAGCUGCAGUCAGGAAGCGCGGGACAUGGUAGGGGAGGCAAAAAGCCUUGGGCACUACCCUCCCCAUGGAGCCGUUCGGCGUUCCUCGAGCUAGCCACACCCUGACACCAUGUUCAAGGACCCCGGAAGAGAAGAGUAUCUGCCCCCAACCUCCCCUGUGGGUGUCACUGGCCAGACAUCAUGAGGGGAGCAGGCCUCGUGAGUGGACACUUACCAUGAGUCCGUGGGGGGUGUGAUCCCCCAGGCAUCAUGUGCCAUGUUACAUUUCUGCCCAGACAGCAGGGUAGGUGGGUACCAUGUGUGCCCACCCCUCCACCACAUGGGGCCCCAAAGCACUGCAGGCCAAGCAGGGUGACCCCACGCCCUUGACAUAAAAGCAUGUUGAAGCGUUUACUCUGUUUUU